AUGUAUGUUCAUCUGCCAGACAGAGUAUUGCGGCAAUAUGGUCAUGUCCAAACCAUUCAUGGCUCACCGUUAGAGGUAGUGGGUCAGAUGACCACACCAGAUGAAAUGGACAUUAUGUUUACGCAAUAUGUUGUGCAUAUAGUGGAUGCUGGCGUAGUUGUGCAGGGACAUGUAGUUUGCUCGAAUGAUUAUAUGGACUGGUUUCGCAGAAUUUCUCAUCCAUACAUCAUUCGUAGAGGACCAGUCCAUGAAGCUGAUGCAGAGCUUACUGAUCAUGUCACUCAUGCAGCUGAUGGCGGCGAUCCUGCUGAUGACACAGUUGACAUAACGCGUCGAGCAAUACAAAUUGUUGAAGAGCUGAUUGGCCGACAACUAAUAUUACCUGAUGGCAUGCCACUCAUUAAUGAGUUAAUUUUGAUGAUGCGAAGUCAGAGGGGUGGUGGUAGAGAUUGGACGAACACAGUACCAUAUCGUAGAAGAAAUAGAAGGACUUAG
Cicer arietinum (chickpea) is the source of this 495-nucleotide messenger RNA. The record is from RefSeq and is a predicted model, not a curated record. Lineage: Eukaryota; Viridiplantae; Streptophyta; Magnoliopsida; Fabales; Fabaceae.